AGUUGUGUGCGUGUGUGUAUUGUUUCUAUUAUUUCGCAAACAACAUAAACAUUGGAACUGUAUGUGAAAUCGUUUAACGCCUCCAACUGCAGAGAUCAUGUCUUUGGCACAAUUUUGGCUGCUGGCGUUGGGCGUCAUUUGUUCAGUGAGUCAGCGCUGCACGUGCAGCUUUUAUUUACAUGAGGAGGGGCGUCAUCCGUGCGCCUUCAUCGAUACGAUCAACAUCACAGGCAGCUAUGCCAUGGACAGUUCCAUGAACAGCAGCUAUGUGCACAACUGGAUGGUCAUACCCAAGGAGCUGGUCACAGCCUAUGACUUUGUCAUAGAGAAUGGCAUACGCGUGCCGGCUCCAACGCAUCUGCGUGCGUGUAUCUGCAAGCAAAAGCCCUGCGUGCGCUUCUGCUGCCCACCGGAGCAGUUCUAUGAUCUUCAUCAACACGCCUGCGUUUCGGCAUUGGUUGAGCCACAGCCGCCUGGUCAUAAUCACAUGACUGUUGAGCUAAGCAAUGGCACACAGCUGCAGCUGGAGCAGACGGCGCAGUUUAGCGUCCACAUUGAAGCGCCCUGUAAGCAAAUGAAUGCGGUCACCAAGGAUGAGCAGUACUUGAACUGGACUCUAUACGAGAAUGGUUCCAUUAUUCAUGCCCAACUGCUGUUUACCAAGCACUAUUGCUUUACCCCGAUACUAGCGUCUGACCGCAGCUGGAGCUGGCAGCCCUUGGCCUGCGCACCCGAGAAGUUGCGCUUUUCAUUGGGCGUACGCGAAUGGACCUAUGCUAUAUGUCUGCUCAUCUCCAUCAUAUCCAUGUUUAUAGUGCUGGUCGUGCACUUGCUCUGCUCGGGUAUGCGUAAUUCGUUCUAUGGCGUUGCCAUCAAGGCCUACACCAUUUGUGUUAUCUUUGGCUAUGCCCUGCUGGCGCAUCUGACGCUUCACAAUCCGGCCAAUCUGUCAACAGCCGCCUGUCGCAUUCUACCCAGCUUCACUUUGCUGUUUCUGGUGCUCUCCUUUUAUAUAUUGAGCUUCAUAUCGUUUAAAUUGUUUCUGAGCUUUCAAGGCGUCGUGCUCACUAAGCUCAUGUUCUGGAUGAUUCUUGGACCUAUUGUACUUAUAGCCAUAGGCUGGUCUUUCUUUGUAGGCUUUAGCUAUCACAAGUCCAGGCUGGUCUUUGGCGCCGACACUUGUUGGUUCGAUCCUCGCAACUGGAGCAUUAUGAUUUACUUCUAUGCACCCAUCUUUAUUGCCUGUGCCAUCAACUGCUUCUUCUAUAUACUCACGCUAAUCUGCAUAAGCGAUGAGCCCGAUCUGGAGGCAGAAAAGAGUUUCGAGUCCAUGGAACGCAAUCGCCUCAAUUCGUUUUGGAAAUUUUUCACCUACACUGGACUCACUUGGUUCGUCUUUGUGAGUUCAUUUGCGCUCAAUUAUUAUCGCGGAGAGAAGUCGCAUUUGAAUUAUGCCGUUUGCAUCUGCACAGCUUUUCAUGGAUUCGCAGCUCUCUAUGCGCUCAUUGGAAAAAAUCAACAGAUACAAAACUGUUUGCGUCGCAUUGAAUAUAAUAAUGAUGAAGACACUUGCGAAAAUUCGGUGCCAAUGUCGUCAGUCUACUGAGCGAGCUGCUUUCAAAUUUAAAUUAGGCGCCUAAGCAGUUGUAAAUACAGUAUAUACCAAAAGUAAGCACGUAUCAUCCAAGCAGUGCGUGCAAGCAGUGCAUAACGAACAAAAUAAAGAAACUGUUGGCUCGCCG
Drosophila busckii is the source of this 1742-nucleotide messenger RNA. Its product is annotated as probable G-protein coupled receptor Mth-like 8. Lineage: Eukaryota; Metazoa; Arthropoda; Insecta; Diptera; Drosophilidae. The transcript has 6 exons. Gene Ontology annotation, molecular function: G protein-coupled receptor activity. The record is from RefSeq and is a predicted model, not a curated record. The coding region runs from base 98 to 1606 and encodes 502 amino acids.